GAUGUCUGAAUGGUUUACUGAGUCGUAGAAAGAAAAAAAAGAGAGCUUCCCUGGCAGGCAUCAUCCCCCUCAGUCAGUCUGACCGCCCACAGUCCGGGGGGAGAAAGUGCUGCUUUGUGAAUGAAGGGAGCGGCGGAGGACAGAAAACAAACUUUACCAAAGAUUAUUUCCGGCGGGUAGAUAAAACAAUUUGAUUUCUAACUGCGUAGUUUGAACCGAGCAGCGCACGACACCUGGGCGACAAGGAAGGAGGAAACACGAAUCUGCUCUGUCCAAGCAUUUUAAGGAAACAUCAUGGAGGUUAGUUUGGCCUGUGUUGUGUCUAUCUGCAUGAUGGCAGUUGUCUGUUGUGAACCUUGCCUCAUCAUCAGCGAGAUCAACGCUGACAACCCAAGAUUGGACACCACUGAAUUUGUGGAAUUGUACCACACUAGUGGACAGCGGGCGUCACUGGACGGCUACACGCUUGUCUUCUACAAUGGGAAUGGAAAUGUAGCCUACAAGGUGCUGGAUCUCAAAGGUCAGAGCACGGACGACAGAGGAUUCUUUCUGGUAGGCUCUGUGGACAUGCUGCCCAAACCUGCCAUCCUCCUGCCCCCCAACACCGUCCAGAACGGCCCGGACGCCGUCGUCCUCUACCACACGUCUGCUGCUCGAUACAAUGAAAAGAUGAACGUCACAUCUCAUGGACUGGUGGAUGCCGUCGUGUACAUGACCCGUCGCACGGGGGGUGCAGAGUUCCUGGCUGAAACUCUGACCCCAGGAGAGCCGGCCUUUGUCGAGGAUGAGACUGCGCUUGAGGGUGACGAGUCAAUCGAGAGGUGUCUGCUGUCUGAAGAUCGCUGGGGCUUUCAGGUGUCCUCCCCCUUCCCGGGUCAGAGGAACAAUUGCACCGCAUCUCUUAGUCCAGCAACCAUGCCUGUCAUUACUGAGCUGAAGCUGGGAGGAGGGCAGGUGGACGGGUUUGUGGAGCUGACAGAGGCCUCCGCUGCAGGUCCUCUGGUGCUGGUGGUGUUGGAUGGGAAGACGGACCGGGUCAGUGUGAGCGCAAAUGUGAAUGUGGACAACACAAGGAAUGGGUUGAUCUCCAUGACAAUAGAGAAGAGCUUCAUGAAAGGAGAUGAGUCUGGGGCAGUGGCUAUUUACAGUGGCAGAGCAACAGACUUCCCUGUUGGCAGUUUUCUGAGCCAGAUACAGCCUUUGGAUGCUUUUGUGUUUGCUGGACCUGGAAACAGGCCCAGUGCCAACCUCACAGAGACUCUCAUCCCAGGCAGACAUCCCUACCAACUCAGCAACAGUUUAAGAGAGGGAGGCUUCUAUCUGAGUCGGUGUGGUGUGGCCACCUGGACCAGAGACCCUGGGGUCUUCUGGGAGGCCCCACAAACUCCAGGACAGCCCAACCAGUGCCCCUGGCCAAAGAUCUGCCCUCACAGUAUUGUGAUUCCAGGAGGGACAGAUUCACCGCCUCACCUCCCGCCCUGGGGGAACACUGACUUCCUGAUCAAUGAGCUGAACACUGACACACCCGGUGCAGCUGAGGAUGGCGAGUACAUUGAGCUGUGGCAUCCUUCAGGACGCCGUGUGUCCCUGCAGGGCAUCUGGAUCCUGCUGUUCAGUGCACACAACAACAGACCCUACAGAGAGAUCAGCCUGAGUGGACACUUCACCACCUCCAAGGGAUACUUCCUGCUGGGCAGCGACCGGUUGGUGCCGGCUCCAUCACUCCGUCUGCCCCCAAAUACCAUCCAGAAUGGACCAGACGCUGUGGCACUCUAUCGCAGCCCCUUUGGCCCGCCGUCAGCCACGCAGAGAGGCAUCCCUACCAGAGGCCUGCUGGAUGCAGUCGUGUACCGGCAGAGGGGAUCAGACAGGGAAGCACAGGAGCUGAGUAAAGCUCUGACUCCAGGACAGCUGCCCCUGCUGGAGGAUCCAGAGGUUCUGCCUGGGGAUGAGGCCCUGAGCCGCUGUCGAGGCCUUUACCCCUACGACCUGUCAGCUUUUUCUGUGGCUCCACCCACCCCACUGAGGGAGAACAGCUGCCCCCGUCCCCCUCCAGCCCCUGAGGGCGUGGUCAUCAGUGAGGUGGCUAGUGGACAUUGGACCAAUCAUAGCCAGCAGAGGGCUUUCGUGGAACUACACGGGCCUCCUCUGACGGACCUGCAGGGCCUGGUACUCACUGUGUUCGAGCAGGAGCGCAGUGGGACCGUCAUUGCCCUUCCUCUUACAGGAUCUAUCGACCAGGAUGGAUUUUAUAUAGUGGGAAAUGUCACUGGAGCAGAUCAGACUUUCCCAGAAGGCUCAACAGUGCCGGUACGAGGAGCGGUGGUCCUCUGCUAUGACCUGUUCAGUGUUUGCAGAGCUGGAACUGCGCUGACAAACUCCAGUCUCAGAGAUGUUCUUGUGUUCAGUGAAAAGCAGCAGCUGCUCUCCUCUCUUUCUACCAGCAGAGGGAGACAAGUGAUUCCAGCUCUGAGGUCGGUAAAAGAUGGCCCUGUCUCACUCAGCCGUUGUUCAUGCUGUGAGGUGAGAAGCGCCUCCUCUUGGACGAGCUCAUCCCCCACACCUCACAGCACCAACCUUUGUCCAAGCUCCGCCUUUUCAAGUCACAUUGACCUCUGCCUCGGACCCUUGGCCAGUGAGUGGCACGAGCAAUCAGGAGACUGCAGUGCUCUGAUCCGGGGGAAGAAAGUGGCUGAGGUGGCCGAUUACCUCGAGCAGAGGUGUCACUGUGGGAUCUCUGCCUUGUAUCUCCAAGGCGCAAAUUUUUCCUGUGUGUCUGGCUGGCUGCGAGUGUGGGGGAACAUCCAGGCGCUGUCGGACCAUCAGAAGGCCCUCAUCAUCCAGACAUCACACAUGAGUCCUUCAUCUGCUCAGGGAGACGUCUGCUCAGCUCCAUCAACACACAGACACACAAGCACAGCAUCUGCCCUGGGGUUGCAGAUAGGCCUGAUUGUAGCGGUCCUCCUGCUGCUGGGACUAGGAGCUGCUCUGUUCACAUAUUUCUACAGAAGGAGGCGUCCUCUGGACUAUUACACCAUGGAGCUGAGUGAGCACGCAGAGGGACUGUCAGAUCUAUAAUCCUGGCUUUGAAACACUGUGUUUGCACCUGGAAGUGCUCUUGUGCGUGGGAGGACUUCAGCAGAGAGAUGGAGAGACGGGGGUAAUAAGAGAUUUGUUUACUCCAGUUGGUUAUGGGUUGUUUCAAAAUGAGUGCCACCACAAGUGUCCUUCUCUGUGACACAAAGUCAUCAAAUGAGACAACCCAAGAGAAGAAUUAUAAAAACUAUAUAUAUUUUCUUUUUUUCCCUUUAAUGUCAGUGCCUGUGAACAGUUGUGGUUACUUCUUUUAAAGAAGAGGACAGAGAAAAGGGGAGCAUUUUUGUCUUAAAUACUUGAGUCCUACAUGAUCAUUUUUGUUGACUUGUUCUUGUUACUGUGGAAAAAACAGCAUUUUAAAUGUAGAACAGCCUUUCUUUAGAUGUAUGCAGUAAGCUAUAUCAGUUUAACAUGGCAUUAUCAGCUGGAACACAAGUGUUUUAACACUGACAAUAUUUGCCACGCUCACAUUUACUCUUCAACAUGGUCGACGUUGUGCUUUGUUUUUCCUGCUACAUGCUGUCAAAUCUGAUCACUCCAAGGGCCUGACUGUCUUUAAAUGUGAAAAUCUUCUGACGACUGUCUGUAACCACUGUUGUGUGCGCACUAAAAACAAACUGUUUACAUUUUCUUCAAAGAAAAUCAGAAAAAAGAGAUGUCAGAGACUGAUGAAGUGUUUUUUUUAAAUGAAGAGUAUUUGACUUUUGAAAUGAGAGACUGUAAAAAAAAAAAUCAGAGCUGUUUUAUGUUUCACUUUUUUAAAUGGCUCAGAAUCCUCUACUUUGCCUUUGUGUUGUUUGAUCAGCUGAUCCCUGGAUUUAGACGGAGGACAGUACAGCUGAAUACAGACAUCAGUGUAAAUACUACAGAGGUGAUGCUUCUCGAAGGAGAGGAGCGUUGACUUCAAAUGUCAAGUGAUUUCUUUAUUUUCUUACAAAGAAAUAUAGAAAAUGGUUGUGGUAUGGGAAAUAGAUUUAAUAUUUUGAUUGGUUUAAUUCCACUUUUUUCAAAGAUUGUAAAAAAAAAUCACCAGUAUGAAGUGCCAUGAAAUAAACUCGUAAGGAUCUCCUCAUUUUGUAAUAGAGUGGAUGUGCUGAUGACUUUUCACUGCUGCCUUACUCAUCUGCUGAGCUGCAGGCUUUUAGUGAGCUUGCUUUAAUUGCCCUGGUGAGCAAAUGUAUUCCCUCAGAGCCAUUUGUCCUGUUUAAAUGUUUUAAAUAUUGAUGUUAAUUAACACAGCACUCUAUAGCAAAUUAACCCUCUAUACCCGGUUUUCUUUUGCAGCUAGUUCAACCUUGUUUAAAAAUAGAAGUAAACCAGCUGUUUCAUAAAAAAGUCUUCUGUUUAGCUGUUAAAGUUCACAGACAUGUUUAAAGUGAUGUUCAUGAAAUGUCUUGUGUUGUAAUCUUGUUUAUUCUUUGAGUAAGAUAAUGCGUGUAUAAAGUUAUAAAUAGAAGGCAGAAAAGAGGCAAUUUGUCCUCCGAGUUUCAACCCAAAUACAAUGUAGAUUAUGCAAAUGGGUUAACACUUGUAAAAAAAAUAAAAAGUGAACUAUGUUUGACCCUUAAGAAGCUGGAACAACCCUGAACACAUUUUCAUUUACCGCUUGUACUCAAUGCAGGAUUUCAAUUGAUAACCAUAUGCAUGACGUGCAACGACACCAAUCGUAAAAGUAGAAUAUUAUUUUAUGGCUGAACACAGAACUUUUUUUAUAACCACAGUUGAAAGAGCUACAGCACCAUUUAGAGGAAGAAUGUGCAACAUUUUACACAAACAAAGCAGAAGUGAAGUAUAUCUUAUGUAAUUGUCUCUGAGUCAUGACUGUCUUCAGUGAGUGAGAAGUGCAAGUCCUGCUGGCUGUGUUGUUGUCGGGGCUGUGUUUACAUGUUUACAUGGACGGGACGGUUGGCUCUUCUCCUCAUGUAUGAAUCCUGUUUUAGUCAAAGACCAGAGAAAGAAGAAUAAAGUACUUGCUGCUUA
Labrus bergylta (ballan wrasse) is the source of this 5076-nucleotide messenger RNA. RefSeq lists its product as uncharacterized. The record is from RefSeq and is a predicted model, not a curated record. Lineage: Eukaryota; Metazoa; Chordata; Actinopteri; Labriformes; Labridae.